UCUAUCCUCUCCUAUUGUCUUGUCCCUCUACUAUUCCAUUGUCCCUUUAUAAUUUUUUCACCAAAAACAGCAAAAAAAAAAAAAAAAAAAAGACUUGUUUUUAAGUUCUGUCCGUCUCUUUCACCAACUGCAUCCAAUCACAUGGCCUGUAUUCAUCGCUCGUAGUCAUAUCAAUCGCACAGCAAAUGAACAAAACAAACCCCAGUAAGUUUCUCCAAAAAAAUUGGUGAAAUUGCAUUAAAUAAAGACCAGUGGUGGUUGUUGUACGAGAAGUAAAUUCUCAUUUGCUUCAUUUAGUGAACGCAAAAACAGUUUGUUUUUCUUCUUCUUCUUCUUCAUAUUCUUCUCUCGAACUAUAAGGAGUGCACGCACAGGCUUUCCUGCAACGGCUUUUACGUCACAGUACACGACUGGGUCGGUUUCAAUUCCCUUUGUCUUUAUUGAGAAAAUUAGACGAUUUAAGAAUCUGGGUUUCGUCCGUUUCGCUGUUAUCUUAAUUGGGUCUUUGAUUUUUUCGAGUUUUUUUGGGAAAUUCGAUUGAUGGAAUUGCAAUUGGUGAAAAAGGGUAUUGAUUUUGCCCGUAAAAGGAAGAAGUGGGUUGUUCUACUUGCCGCUUUGGGGGUCACUGGUUAUGGUGCUUAUAGGGUUUAUCACUUGCCUUCGGUGGCUAGAAAAAGGAGGAGAAUUUUGAAGCUUUUGGGAGCUAUUGUUUCUGUUGCUGAAGCUGUUUCAGACUCUGCUGAGACAAUUGGAAUUGUCUCCAGAGACUUGAAGGAGUUUCUUCAAUCUGAUUCUGAUCAACUUCCAAAUAGUCUUUGGCAACUAUCGAAAAUCGCGAGGUCUGAUGAGUUCUCAAGCUCUUUGAUUAGGCUUACUCAGUCUCUGACUGUUGGAAUUUUAAGGGGUUAUCAAUCACAGAGCAAUAGUGAGGGAAAAGAUGAAUCUUCGGUAGUAAAUUCGAGCUUUGCGGAAAGGAUUAUGGAUAAGGUCUUUUCAAGUGCCGGUUCUGGCUUUGCUUCUGUUGUUGUCGGAAGCUUUGCUAGGAACUUGGUGCUGGGUUUCUUUUCAGCUGGCCAAAGUGAAACUUGUGGAGAGCCAAAUUCGAAGACUUCUUCGAAUAUGGACCGUUUUGGUUCGGAGAAGAAUCCUGUUCCAGAGUGGAUGAAUGUGGUUUUCAGUGAUAAGUGCAGAGACCUAAUUGGUGAUUGUAUCCAGGUUUUUGUGAGCACGGCUGUUGCUGUUUAUCUUGACAAGACCAUGGAAGUCAAUACUUAUGAUGAGCUCUUCUCCGGGUUGACCAACCCGAAACAUGAAACGAAAGUGAGAGACAUGUUGGUAUCCGUCUGCAAUGGAGCUGUUGAGACUCUUGUGAGAACAUCUCAUCAGGUCUUAACGCGUCCAACUUCCAAGGAGAACCUUUUCAAGACGAACUCGGCUUCUCAUUUUGCUAUCAUCGAUGAAAGCGCGAGAACUCAGGCCAAAGUAGUGGAGGAGUUGAAUCAAGAAACACCAAUGAGCGAAAGCGAUGAGAAGGAUGAUAAUAAUGGUAGCGGUGGGUGGGUGAGCAAGGUUUCCUCUACUUUGGCAGUACCAAGCAAUAGGAGGCUUGUUCUUGAUGUCACGGGGAAGGUCACAUUCGAGACGGUGAGAUCGUUCCUCGAGUUCUUGUUGGAGAAACUGUAUGAUGGUGUGAAGAGCUGUGUCAACACUGUUCAUGAGGCUGUUGUUGAGAGGGGUCUUAAUAUUAUGAGAUAUGUUGCUGCUAAGUCCUCUGUUAUAGCAACUAUAUGUCUGUCUUUGUGUUUGCACGUAACGAGUAGUACUUGGUUGUUGAUGCCAGCUUGACAUGCUAAGCAUACAAGUUUCUUUGUAAUUCAAUAUAGUGUAGGCUCAAUAUUCUUUGAUGUAAACUGCUUGCUUUAUCCAUUUAUAAAUUACCUUGUCUGUA
Molecule: messenger RNA, 1948 nt
Organism: Morus notabilis
Lineage: Eukaryota; Viridiplantae; Streptophyta; Magnoliopsida; Rosales; Moraceae
Product: protein PHLOEM PROTEIN 2-LIKE A10
Exons: 2
Coding region: 541-1845 (434 amino acids)
Source: RefSeq, a predicted model, not a curated record